CUUCAUCACUAGUUGCCAACUUUUUUGUUCACCACGAAGUAAAACAACGAAAGAAGUAGAGGUUCUUGGUGAAGCUCAUCCGCCAUGGUUCUUCCUCAUCGUCGAAAUUCAGUACUUGUAGUACUGUUUUUUGCUUGCAUCUCAUUUGCUGUACAACAUGCAAGUUCAUCUUCACGUUUGGAGUUUGAGCACAACGUUAAUGUCAGUGCAAGUUCGAUUCCCAAAGGACGAGGGCUCGGGAGUAGUGGAUGCAACUUGUUUCAAGGAAAAUGGGUUUAUGAUAAAUCUUUCCCAUUAUACGAAUCCUCGAGCUGUCCUUUCAUUGAGUCCGUAUAUGACUGCGAAAAACAUGGUCGUCCCGACAAACAAUACCUCAAGUACGCUUGGAAACCUGAUUCUUGCAGCUUGCCCAGGUUUAAUGCAGUGGACUUGCUGAAUAGAUGGAGAGGCAAGAAGAUCAUGUUGGUUGGCGAUUCCAUAAGUUUAAACCAAUGGAUUUCCAUGCUUUGUUUGAUCCAUGCAUCCGUCCCAAAUGCCAAGUUCACCAGGGUGAGGCAGGACCAAAAUCAGGACCCUAUCUCCUAUGUGACUUUUCAGGACUAUGAUGUCACCAUAUACGUGUAUUGGUCAUCAUACUUGGUGGACAUAGUACAAGGAAGCAGUGGUCGGGUACUGAAACUGGACUCGAUUCAACAAGGAGACAAGAGCUGGAGAGGAAUGGACGUUCUUGUGUUCAAUAGCUGGCAUUGGUGGCUUCACAAAGGAAGCUCUCAACCGUGGAAUUAUAUCCAAGAGGGGUCAACCAUAACCCAAGACAUGGACCGGAUGGAAGCAUAUUCGAAAGGAAUGACCACUUGGGCAAGAUGGGUUGAUCAAAACAUUGAUACCUCAAAAACCAAAGUCUAUUUUCUAGGAACUCCUCCGAAACAUGAUUCAGGAAAUGAAUGGGGAGGUGGAUCCAAGGAUUGUGCAGGAGAGCAACAGCCAUUACAAGGAUCAACGUAUCCGGGAGGAGCGCCAGCAGGGCUUGGUAUUAUAAAGAAGGUAAUAAGCAACAUGAAGAAACCAGUGUAUCUUCUGGAUAUUACAACAUUAUCACAGCUCAGAAAAGAUGCGCAUCCAUCGGUUUAUGGUGAUCCGGCAGGGGGUGGUACUGACUGCGUUCACUGGUGCGUUGCCGGACUUCCGGAUGUUUGGAACCAGAUUUUCUAUGCGGCAUAUACCGGCGCAUAAAUUAAUUAAUUAUUUGUCCCACAAUUGAUAGUAGAAAAUAAUAAAUGUGGGGAUUAUACUAAUUUAUAUAUGUGUAGGGUUUUUCACUCUAUAUCAAUGGAAAAUUCAAU
Messenger RNA from Oldenlandia corymbosa var. corymbosa, 1343 nucleotides. The record is from the annotation of a GenBank genome assembly. Lineage: Eukaryota; Viridiplantae; Streptophyta; Magnoliopsida; Gentianales; Rubiaceae.